Messenger RNA from Phragmites australis (common reed), 1722 nucleotides. Its product is annotated as probable LL-diaminopimelate aminotransferase, chloroplastic. Gene Ontology annotation, molecular function: pyridoxal phosphate binding; L,L-diaminopimelate:2-oxoglutarate transaminase activity. The transcript is spliced from 10 exons. Lineage: Eukaryota; Viridiplantae; Streptophyta; Magnoliopsida; Poales; Poaceae. The record is from RefSeq and is a predicted model, not a curated record. Gene Ontology annotation, cellular component: chloroplast. Bases 93 to 1475 code for a protein of 460 amino acids.
CUCCCUCCGUUCCCUGUGAAAGCGAAGGGAUUCCUUCACACUCGUCACCCUUACCCAACCUCCCCCGCCGCCGCCUGUGCUGCCGACGCACAAUGGCAACCGCCGCCCCCGCCAUCACCGCCUCCUCCACCUCCUUCCUCCCUUCGUCGCCCUUCUCCCUCAAGGCGUCGAAGACCGGCCACCGCCGGCCCGCGGGGACGGUGUCCGUCAAUGUCCGCUGCGUCAGUAGUCCUCCCGCCGUCGAGACAUCUUACAAGACAAAUGUCCCGCGCAAUGCCAACAUGGCGAAGCUCCAAGCAGGCUAUUUAUUUCCCGAGAUUGCCAGGAGAAGGGCAGCCCAUUUGCUGAAGUUCCCUGAUGCCAAGAUUAUAAGCCUUGGGAUAGGAGACACUACCGAGCCCAUUCCAGAUGUCAUAACAGAUGCCAUGGCAGAGAGAGCACAUGCUUUGUCAACAAUGGAUGGAUACAGUGGUUAUGGAGCUGAACAAGGUGAAAAGAAACUAAGGGCAGCAAUUGCUGCAACCUACUAUGCGGACCUUGGUAUUGAAGAAGCAGACAUAUUUGUCUCUGAUGGUGCAAAAUGUGACAUCUCACGUCUGCAGGUCCUUUUUGGAUCUAAUGUGAAGAUUGCAGUCCAAGACCCAUCAUACCCUGCGUAUGUUGAUUCAAGUGUUAUAAUGGGCCAAACUGGCUUAUAUCAGCAAGAUGUUCAGAAGUACGGAAACAUUGAGUACAUGAGAUGCAGUCCUGAAAAUGGAUUUUUUCCUGACCUGUCAACUGUACCACGAACAGAUAUAAUUUUCUUCUGUUCACCCAAUAAUCCUACUGGCGCUGCUGCAUCUCGGGACCAACUAACAGAACUAGUCAAAUUUGCUAAGGACAAUGGGUCUAUCAUAGUCUAUGAUUCUGCUUAUGCAAUGUACAUAUCAGAUGACAGCCCGAAGUCUAUCUUUGAAAUUCCUGGAGCAAAGGAGGUUGCCAUUGAGACAGCAUCAUUCUCGAAAUAUGCUGGGUUCACUGGUGUCCGUCUGGGUUGGACUGUUGUCCCUAAGGAGCUCCUUUUCUCAGAUGGACAUCCAGUCGCUAAAGAUUUCAACCGCAUAGUCUGCACUAGCUUCAAUGGCGCAUCAAACAUUGCUCAAGCUGGUGGUUUGGCUUGCCUCUCUCCAGAGGGUCUAAAGGCUAUGCGUGAUGUUGUCGGCUUCUACAAGGAGAACACAGAAAUAAUCGUUGACACAUUUACCUCACUUGGAUUCAAUGUAUAUGGUGCCAAGAAUGCUCCCUAUGUGUGGGUGCACUUCCCUGGUCGUAAUUCGUGGGAUGUUUUCGCCGAGAUCCUUGAGAAGGCGAAUGUGGUUACUACUCCGGGCAGUGGAUUCGGACCUGGCGGCGAAGGCUUUGUGAGGGUCAGCGCAUUUGGCCACAGGGAAAACAUUGUUGAAGCUGCAAGAAGAUUAAAGCAGCUGUACAAGUGAGCACGGACGCAGCCAUUGCAUUCUCGACGUUAUCAAUAAGAAAGAACACAACAGCAUUUGGAACACCAAAUUCACUGUGGAGCUACCUGGAGAUACGAGAAUUGAGACAUGGUAUUUUUGUAGGAUUUCUGCGGUGUUACUCCAUUGAAACCAUUUCAAAAUUCGAAACAUCGUUUGUUGUAGCCUUGAGACUUUUGAAUCACUACUGAAGUGGUUAUCUCACCUAAUGUUCGUUUCUUUGCUGUCA